Blastomyces dermatitidis ER-3 is the source of this 386-nucleotide messenger RNA. RefSeq lists its product as uncharacterized. The transcript has a single exon. Bases 72 to 386 code for a protein of 104 amino acids. The record is from RefSeq and is a predicted model, not a curated record. Lineage: Eukaryota; Fungi; Ascomycota; Eurotiomycetes; Onygenales; Ajellomycetaceae.
UCAGCCAGCGCAUUAGUUACCCCCAGCAGACUACGGAGUACUCUACUACUGCACUCACUCCCCCUGCCAACAUGUGUUUGCCUCAAUUCGACGUAAGCGCCGCGCCCAUUCUUCUCGGGUACUGUGAAUCAUCCUACCCUACCAUGUCUGAGGCGCAAGCCAGGCGGAGGCAGCCGGCAGCUGCAAGCUUCCAGUGCGGGCGUCUAGACUAUGAUUGCUCACGGCCCGCCUGGCCCGAUACGAUCCAUUCCCCUCAUGGUUUGCGAGGGCUGCUUGGCUCAAGCGGGGAACUCUUGGCUCUAGGCCAGCCGGGGCCAGGGCUAUCACGUGGUCACCAUACUCAAGGAAAAUCCAUGGAUGUGGUUGGGCUGAGAAAAACACUGUGA